GUGGCGCGUCACUUCCUGCCCGCGGCACCGGAAGUGGGGCCUGGCUGGAUUUUGGCGGCGACCGCGCCGACCGAAGGCUGAGGAAGAACCGGGCGAGGCGCCGACUGGAUCCACCCCUCCCCCUCUACUCAGUCUACAUUGAAGCAACAGCGCUAGAAGAGGACGCGAAGAUGAGCAGCUCGGAGGAAGUGUCCUGGAUCUCCUGGUUCUGUGGGCUGCGUGGCAACGAGUUCUUCUGCGAGGUUGAUGAAGAUUAUAUUCAGGACAAGUUCAACUUGACUGGGCUGAACGAGCAGGUGCCUCAUUAUCGUCAGGCCUUGGACAUGAUUCUUGACCUCGAGCCUGAUGAGGAGCUGGAGGAUAACCCCAACCAGAGCGACCUGAUCGAGCAGGCAGCCGAGAUGCUGUAUGGACUGAUCCACGCCCGUUACAUUCUCACCAACCGAGGGAUUGCCCAGAUGUUGGAGAAAUACCAGCAAGGGGACUUUGGCUACUGCCCUCGAGUGUACUGUGAGAACCAGCCUAUGCUUCCCAUUGGACUGUCCGACAUCCCUGGAGAGGCGAUGGUGAAGCUGUACUGCCCCAAGUGCAUGGACGUGUACACGCCAAAGUCAUCGCGGCACCACCACACGGACGGGGCCUACUUUGGCACGGGCUUCCCCCACAUGCUCUUCAUGGUGCACCCAGAGUACAGGCCCAAGCGGCCUGCCAACCAGUUUGUCCCAAGAACCGUGUGCGGAGUGAGUCUGACUGAGUUCUCACCAGCGAACACUGGUGUGGCGCAAGAGACUAGUGUCGCAGUGGGACAGUGGAAGCUGCUCCUCUAAAGGUUAGUCUUGAGG
Leucoraja erinaceus (little skate) is the source of this 842-nucleotide messenger RNA. RefSeq names its product casein kinase 2, beta polypeptide (gene csnk2b). Lineage: Eukaryota; Metazoa; Chordata; Chondrichthyes; Rajiformes; Rajidae. The record is from RefSeq and is a predicted model, not a curated record. Bases 171 to 827 code for a protein of 218 amino acids. Gene Ontology annotation, molecular function: protein kinase regulator activity. Gene Ontology annotation, cellular component: protein kinase CK2 complex; cytoplasm. The transcript has 7 exons.